GUUCAGAAAUCUGACGGCCGAAGAGAAGAAGGUGUUUCUAAAACGUUCAGAGACUCCUUUCAGGCUCCUCGCUGAUGAGAAAAGGGCACAUCCUGGAUGGAGGUCAAGGAAAACUCAAGAAGCCAGCCAAUCAAAAGCCCUGUAGGGAUGCUGUAAAGCCAGGUGACUCUGGGAAGGUGGCUGAAUGUUAAAGAUGGCAACCCAAUACAACAAUGAACUGAAAUGUGUUAGCGUAGAGUGGGACUUCCUUCAAGGACUGCUCGUAAAGAACCAGCCUGUCCCUUGCCUGCAAGCGCUACGGAAGGAGAAGUCUCGCAAUGCUGCCCGAUUCCGACGAGGCAAGGAGAACUUCGAGUUCUACGAGCUGGCGAAGAUGCUCCCGUUACCGGGUGCCAUCACGAGCCAGCUCGACAAGGCUUCCAUCAUCCGGCUGACCAUCAGCUACCUCCGCAUGAGGGACUUCGCCAACCUGGGGGACCCUCCAUGGAACCUCCGGAUUGAGGGGCCCCCGCCAAACAUCUCUGUAAAAGCAAUAGGAACUCAGCAACGAAGAAGCCCCACUUCCCUGGCUAUCGAACUGUUUGAACAGCACGUGGGUGGACACAUCCUACAGGGAGUUUGAAGAUUUUCUCUGAAUGUGUUCCAUGGUGUUUCUUUGUUUCGUGGCUGUCUGUGGGAAGACGAAUCUCAGGGUUGUGUACUGCUUACAUACUUUGACA
Messenger RNA from Hypanus sabinus (Atlantic stingray), 719 nucleotides. RefSeq names its product neuronal PAS domain-containing protein 1-like. The transcript has 5 exons. Gene Ontology annotation, biological process: regulation of transcription by RNA polymerase II. NCBI's taxonomy places the organism in Eukaryota, Metazoa, Chordata, Chondrichthyes, Myliobatiformes, Dasyatidae. The record is from RefSeq and is a predicted model, not a curated record. Bases 185 to 622 code for a protein of 145 amino acids. Gene Ontology annotation, molecular function: RNA polymerase II transcription regulatory region sequence-specific DNA binding; DNA-binding transcription factor activity, RNA polymerase II-specific; protein dimerization activity.